Racocetra persica is the source of this 685-nucleotide messenger RNA. The record is from the annotation of a GenBank genome assembly. Lineage: Eukaryota; Fungi; Glomeromycota; Glomeromycetes; Diversisporales; Gigasporaceae.
AUGAGUGGACAUGUAUCUUUCGGGCACCAAUGGUACAACAACAAACUUUGUUCCAAGGAUAAAAAAUAUCCAAACGAUGAUGAAUAUAAGCUUAUCAUUCAAUUUGAUAGGGAUAAAUUGUUUUAUUCCCCAAAGUACACAGGUGAAUUUCUAUUCCAGAAAUUUUAUUCGAAAAAUCUACCAAAGCCAGCAAGACCGCCCAAUGCCUUUUUUACCUUCAGAACCGUGCUCGGUUUGGUGGCGAAAGAUAUGUGUAUCUCUGUAGGCGAUGGAAUAACAUUUAGUAAAUUGGCCGGCUUUAUGUGGGGUGGUGCUAAUGACGACGAAAAAGAUAUAUACCAUUCAUUCUCUGACGAAAUUAAAAGAUUACAUGAUGCCAAGUAUCCCGAUUACAAAUACAAACCCGAACGAAGCAAUUCAGCUCGGUACAAUUUUUCAAAUAAAACUGCUAAAGAUUAUGAGCAAGUACAAAAUCAUACAUACACACCCUUGAUCGAAUUGAACAUUUUACAGCAAUCAACCUUCACCAUUCCAUCUAUUGCCGUAAAUUGUCCCCAAAUGGUGGAAUAUGAUCCAAACAUGUCUCAAUCCGUUUGUCCACCUGAAAGUCCAAUUAUAAAUACGGAUCCAUCUCCUCCUCCUCCUUCUCAUCAUAUGAUAGAGGGCGUCCAUAAUAUCAUGACUU